CCACUGUCUGGCGCCAGAAUUCAAAAGUCGACCUUUGACCCGAUUGUUCCCCCCUCCCCGUGUCUCGAGGAGGAACUGACCUGAUGUUUAUCGUUGGUCGGUUCUGUUAAGGUUCAGGGGCCGGGGAAACAAAGUCCCGCCGGGUGAUUAUUGGACCAGUAUGGAUGAAGAAACACGCAGCCUGUUCCAGCGCGUAGCUGGUCGACUUGGUUGGACAGAACAUGGUGAUUUGAAUGCCAUUGAAGCACAGCUUCAAGAAAGAAUCACAAAAUCCUUGCAAAGUAAUCUUAAAGAUACCACAACAAAUCUGGAGUCAGAAUCAGGGGAGAGUCCAAAUAACUAUGAUUCGUGUGUAUGCAAACUGUUAUUGUCCAGUUCUGAGGACGAGGCUGAAUCACGGCCAGAGAUUACUCCGGAAAGCAGGCAAGAAGGACCUGAUGAUUGUGCAUGGACAAAGAAAACGUGUGAGAAGCCACAGAGUCACCAUGGAGCCAUAGUAAUCUCAGAUUCCAGUGAUAGUGAUUUAGAGACAUGCGUUCUCUCUAAUGUCGUCCAAAAGAAGGCAUUAAACUCAGACUUUAAAGCAAGAAGGACCUUAAAGACCACGAAUAGAAGAUUAUCUGAACCAAACACAGAUUCCAGUGGUGAUGAAGAUUAUGAAAAAUUUCUAGCGCGAGUAAAGACACCAAAGGUGCAACCCGAAAGAUACAGAGCUUGGAGGGAAAAUGAUGACAGUCUUAAAGACUUCAUUGUGAGUGAUGAGUCAUCUUUUGACGAAUUGGAAAUAAAUGGGACUGUGGAGAGAGAGCACAGCGCUCAUAUUGGACUCAUGGGCUCAGAAGGUGGUAGUAGCUCAAAUCAUCCCACGAACGCCAAAAAAUUGAAUGAACUGUCAAAUCCAUCAGAUACAUCAAGCGAUGAGUUUGAGUCACUUUUUCAAAGGAUUAAAAACAAAACACAGAGAGAUCCAAAUCUAAUAUCCAGCAACUUGAAUGGAAGAAUGGCUAAUACUGAGCCAGUGAAACAAAAACCAAGUUUUAACACACUGGAAGUGAAACGCAAAUCUAGAGACAAGAAGAAUUUUGUUUCGAUCUCUACCCAGCCAUCAAAAUCUGUGAAAAGUGUUCUAUCAGAACUAACUUCAUUCAACCAAGUAUCAGACUUUAAUCUAUCGAGUGUUUCUGAGUCACAAUCUCAACGUCCAGUAUCAAGACAGUGUCAAAUACCUUGCUGUUUCCUUCAGGACUUGACUCUCAGCUCGUCAAAAUAUGUAAAAAAUUUUAAACAAAACCGUGAGGAGUUAACUCAAGAACUCUAUAAUUUAUACAAUAAGAGUGUUUUUCAGCAGAAGCUUCCGGAGAAGUUGGUGAUAACCUGGAAUAAGAAAAUGCGAAAAACUGCUGGAUAUUGUGUUACUGGACAGAAACGAGAUGGUGCUGUCAAACGUUAUGCUAGAAUCGAAUUGUCAGAGAAAGUUUGUGAUUCAGCUGAACGUCUGCGGGAUACGUUGAUUCAUGAAUUGUGUCAUGCUGCCACCUGGCUCAUUAAUAAUGUUCGUGAUGGACAUGGACCAUUUUGGAAGUUGUAUGCACAGAGAUCUAUACUUGUCCACCCAGAAUUACCAAUGGUUACACGCUGUCACACAUAUGAAAUAAAUUAUAAGUAUACAUAUCAGUGUAACAAGUGCAAAAACACGAUUGGGCGACAUUCCAAAUCAUUGGAUACACAGCGUUUUGUCUGUGCUUUAUGUACGGGCCCUCUUGUUCUAUUAACAAAGCUGUUAAAAGAUGGCACACCUGCCAAAAAGGAUCUAGCGCCAUUUGCUAAAUUUGUGAAGGAGAACUACAGCUCAGUCAAGAAGGAGUUUAAGGGACUUCAACAUGCUGAUGUCAUGCGGCAACUAAGUGCAGACUUUGCAAAGAAGACGCAGAUAACUGAUUUCUAAAUGUUCUUAGCAAUUCAAUCUCUUUUGAAGGUCUGCGGAGAUAGACGAAUUCUAUAACAUUGUCAGCUUGAGAGUCCACCAAGGUAUAUGUUACCAAAACUAAAAAUUUAUAAUUUUUUUUCCUGCAAGGGAAGAAGCAUUUUGUUGCUAAAAAUAAAACUUUUGUUUUGUGGAAAUUAUUCCAAUUAGAUGUACUAAAUAUUUACAGUUCCACCUAACACACUGAUCUCUUGGAAAUAAGUGUUCUUCUUGAUCAUAUUCCAGACAGGUGUCCAAUUUUUGAUGCACCGCAAAUGUUCUGCUUAUGCUCUAGUUGAGGAAGAAAGCAUGCAAUAAUAUGUUACCUCAAAGUGUGGUUACUUGAUAAGACUAUGAAGAACAGGAUUGAGGGGUCUGUUGUCACUUUUUGUGACCAUUUCUUAGCCGUGUCCUUGAUAUGAAAAUGGACAGAGUCAUCUAUUUCUGCAACAGUAAGAAUCCCACUUGAAAUUAAGAGUUUUCAGCUGCUUCAAUCGACAGAGUACAAAUUAACAUCCGGAAGAGGCUGUAACAAUGGUUUCUGUGAAAAUUUAUCUUGCACUUGCAGCAUUCUGAAAUUUAACUUUUUGCAUUCAUAAAGCACUGUAAAGGGAGCUGUAUCUGGUAAUAAUCUCUUGUACUUAAUCUGGGAAUAUUUAGUGCCAACAAGCAGUGAUCUUGUUCAGCUGUAGCAAAAAAUGUCGAAAGAAGCCCAAGUGAAGUUUGAAUAAUGUUGGAAAGAAUGUUGCAUUGAAUUUGCUUUCAUGAGACACAAUGGUGGUGAUCGAAAGGGAUAUUUUAGAUUUUUCCAUUUAACUUUGACAAAUUGGCUUAUUGUUGUGACAGGUUUGUCUCUGGCCUGACCACUACAGUAUAGUUUUAAAAUAGAAAGAAUGAUAUUAAUUCAAUUUAUAAAAUUACCUUCUGGUGUUUCUCAAACACAACAAAAUACUUCAAACAGUAAAAUACAUUGAAGUGAAGACAGUUGCCUUGUGUAAGAAAACACAGUUGCCACUUUGCACAACAAAACCUCAUAGUUGUUUCCUAUUUUAGCCAUAUUAAACUUAUCCAGGUUGGCUAUAUUUGGCCUAUUCUAACUCUUAUAAAGUUGAAAAUCACAUGACAUCA
Hemiscyllium ocellatum (epaulette shark) is the source of this 3091-nucleotide messenger RNA. It is a transcript of the gene gcna, whose product is annotated as germ cell nuclear acidic peptidase. Lineage: Eukaryota; Metazoa; Chordata; Chondrichthyes; Orectolobiformes; Hemiscylliidae. The transcript has 13 exons. Gene Ontology annotation, cellular component: nucleus. The record is from RefSeq and is a predicted model, not a curated record. Bases 161 to 1945 code for a protein of 594 amino acids.